CUCCGAGAGGGAUUUUGAUGAUACUACUACUACUACUACUACUUAGCUUUCGUGCUGUCUCUCCCACGCGAUUCGACCGCUGAGGAACCAUCCGAAACCCUCCAAAUCAGGUCGCAAUGCCGCCAGGGAACGACGGGCGCCUUGGUCGAACUUUCUUGCGAUGCCGCCAAAGAGUUGUUUGGAACAUUUCCUCGUCUUUUUGUUCCCGGUAUUGUUUUGGAGGGGUAGAUAGGCUAGGGGUGGAAAGAAAGAGAAUACUAACUAGACUAAGCGCCUGUUGACCCAAACUUAUCCCGUAGUUAGGUACUGUGCGAACGAGAGAGUGUCCACCCUACACAGAAUUUGUAGUAUGUACUUAGUGUGCCAUACACACUAACAUAUGCUACCUACCCGCCCCGAUCGUAGUGUGGUCUAAGUUGGCCCCAUUUCUUGACUCAGGUGUGGGAAAAGAGACGG
Messenger RNA from Aspergillus welwitschiae, 456 nucleotides. RefSeq lists its product as uncharacterized. The transcript has a single exon. Lineage: Eukaryota; Fungi; Ascomycota; Eurotiomycetes; Eurotiales; Aspergillaceae. The coding region runs from base 117 to 281 and encodes 54 amino acids. The record is from RefSeq and is a predicted model, not a curated record.